CGCAAGAUUAUCGUAUGAGUCAAUCAGAUGACGCUGGGACUCGCAAGAGCGAAAUUUAGGCAGUUCCAGAUGCUCCCUUUUGCAGGUCGCGAUGAUCCGCUUGGCCCGCUUAACUCUAAGUAUGACUCGGUCAUUGACAGGCGACAGCGCUUUUCUUCUUCCCAACUCCCUCGGUCUGACCUGUUCACUGCUUGUCACUGCGUUGGCUUUUCCCUCGUCGGCCUAAUAUUUCCGUCUCCCCAGUCUACGGGCUAGGAACCUCGGUGUGUGAGGUUUGAUUCUCGUCUGUCUCUGACGGCGUCAUUGUCCAUUCAGCGUACGGAGGACAUUCCAGACGGCAACCCCGCCACGAACAGCCCGCAUCUCGAUUCCGGUUUUUUUUGUCGGCUGGAGAGCUUGCCACCGCCGUGGACUCUUUGCUGAGAUGUGUGGGCUCUGUUUAUAACCUAUUUUGUCUGAUCUGCUUCGAUCAUCAUGCCGAUAUUCCACGAUCCCGAUCGGCAGCAGUACGAUCUGUGGUCGACGGAGGGGGGGCGGGAUGAUAAGCAUAUCAGACGCUCUCGAGAGAUCUCGUCGACCAGACGGCGAUUCGAUGAGGCUACGGACUGGGAGCUGGGCGAUACAGAGAUGAGCGGUACGUCUGCGGCGGCCGCAGAUCGCACGACGUAUCUCGACAUGGCGAGGUUGUGUCCGGACGAUAGAGACGAGGUGAUAUUCUCGAUCAAGCGCAGCCAGCGGUUCGCUUGGAUGCACGAUCUCGCUUCGGACAGAGUUAUUUCCAACGAAAACUGGGUUCCCGAACCGAGUCCGAAACCAAAACCCCUCGGUGAUGUGACAGGUGAAACGACCGGUAGCGAUGAGAGUCUACGGGGACCACCAGAGAUCGAGCGUCCCAAAUCGGCCAUGCACUCGGGGGAUUUCAGAGAGGGCGACCUGCAGUCGCUACAUCUCCAAGACCAGUCACAGCGGAUUGUACUCCCCCGCCAUGCAGAUGUGUCUCCAUUUGACCGUCUGGGUUCUUCUCCAACUACUCCAUGGUACACCCCAUCGUUUUCAUCCGCGUUGCUGCGCAGCCAAGCUCCGUCGGAUCAUCCAUUUGAACCGGCUCAUAUCACUCCUAUCGGCCGCUCGCGAGCGCCAUCGCUGGGCUCAUUCUCAUCUAGCUACGUCCUGAAGGCUCCAACCAGCCCUCUCGUACACCAGGCGAACAAUACAGACCUGGAUUUCUCGCCGAUGCCGGAUUUCAUGGACAUGUCGGCCGAUCGGUCGUCGUCCCCUACCACGGAGAAGGCGACCCGUCGGCGAACAUUACCCCCAGAGACGUUCCGGAAGCUCCAGGCCUCGCCUUCUGCUCCGCCUGGGUCAUUGAAUUUUCAUGCUACGGCGCCGUCCGUCAAGCGGGGUCAAUCGUUCAACCACCAAUCUCAUCAUCCUCGACGAUCGUUGACCUCGGCGUACAGCCUCCAACUUGCAUCAUCCAUUCAACCCCCCUGGCUGCGUGCAAGAAGGCCGUCUUUUGCAUCGGAUGCGUCCCCAAAACACCAUGCUCCCAUGGUCGGAUCCUAUGAGGAGUCGAUCCUGCGGGGGCGAAUGUCCAUGAAUCCAUCAAAACCGCUAGAUUUCACCGCGCAGAUCGGCGUGUUGGGCAAGGGGAAAUGCAAAGCAAACCUCAAGUGCCCACCGCACGUCAGCGUUCCGUUUCCUGCCGUCUUCUACAGCUAUCCUACCUCCGGUAGUGGGCGCUCUAUUUCAGACGACAGUCCAAGCCCAUAUGUGGGGAUGAUCGAUCUGGAAAAUUCUCUACCAAAGGAUGAUUCCAAGAGCAACAAAUCCCGUAGGAAUUAUCAUCAUUAUCAUCCCCAUCCCACCGCUGGGGAGGAGAUAUGGGCUGAUUCGCUCGUGGAUUCUGUCCCUACCUCUACUACCGACAAAGAUGCUCGACGCAGACGCGAGAAAAGAAGCAGACGGGCGGAAUCGCCCCGGUGUCCACCUGGAGGCUGCUACAGGAUCCCUCAGCAGGGUCAGCUACAGAUCAUGAUCAAGAAUCCGAACAAGACGGCUGUCAAGUUGUUUCUCGUGCCCUAUGACCUAAGCGAUAUGGAACCAGGCACCAAAACCUUUAUCCGGCAGCGAAGCUAUUCCGCAGGCCCCGUUAUCGACAUGCCCCUGACGGCUCGCAAGAAUUUGGGCACGGAUCGUCCCGAGGCAUCUUUGAACGCAACCGAGGACCCCCAUGAUAAACCGAUCUUGCGAUACCUGGUUCACCUGAACAUCUGCUGUCCCUCGCGUGGUCGUUUCUAUCUCUACUCCACCAUCCGAGUUGUUUUUGCCAACCGCGUGCCCGAUGGCAAGGAAAGGUUGCGCAACGAAAUUCAACUCCCCGAUCCCCGGUACAGUCCCUACAAGGUUGUCCGCGAGCCUGUUCUGAACGCAAGUGCCAAACUGGCUGCACAACCCGCUCACAGGAGACGCAGUGUUUGCCAGCAGAACCUGGUUAUGAACGGGCCAGGAUGGGGUCUACCUUCACAGAAAACACCGUCGCCUUUGACCGAAUCAUCUCCGCCGUGGCGAGGCGCUGAGCACAGCUCUGGGCCUGGAACCGGAAUCGAGGCUGUAACGUAUUACAAACUCAGCAAAGGCGACUCCAGGUACGGUGGUGUGUCCGGCAGCUCCGACGCAGGCGAAAGCCUGCUUGCUAAACGGCUUGGAAGACUGGACGUACAGAAGUCCUGUGAUCAGUAGUUUAUAUAUAUAGGGUCAAUUGUUUGACUCACGUCUGGCCCAGAAACAGGCCGGGGGCCGUCAUGCGAAUACCCUUCCUUACUAUACACCUCUCACUAACAGCAGAUUCAACCGAUUUUUUUCUCCCUCUCAUUGCUUAUCUUUCGACAAGGUAGGCCGUCACGGCACAUGAUACCCGACAUUGAGUAUAAUCACUUUGUUUUAUCGUUUUUUUUCUCUCUCUCUUCUUGACAUGCAGGUCAAGUCAAGCGGUAUCAUAUCUUGGCGUUCAUCUGGCCUACAGGUUUAUAGGAAUAGGUGAUCAUUGAAUAUACUAUCAAAUCAACCCUAAGAAAAUAAUACAUAAGUUGCGAUG
Penicilliopsis zonata CBS 506.65 is the source of this 3097-nucleotide messenger RNA. RefSeq lists its product as hypothetical. The transcript is spliced from 2 exons. Lineage: Eukaryota; Fungi; Ascomycota; Eurotiomycetes; Eurotiales; Aspergillaceae. The record is from RefSeq and is a predicted model, not a curated record. Bases 475 to 2742 code for a protein of 755 amino acids.